AAACAUUUUAUUUUUCUAUAGGACAAAAAAUAGUGAAAUUGGAGAGAAUUUGUUUUAUUUAUUUAUUUAGGUUUGUCUUAAAUGAUCGAGGAGAGAGUGAUGUUCAAAUGGGUACUUAUCACGGCGGCCUUCUUCCAAAUUCCCACUCCAUUAUUGCACAUCCAACAAUAACCGGAAACACAGGAGGUGGCAGAAAUGAGGGGGUUGUUCUAUUUGGGUGGGAAACAAGAGGAUGAAGAGGAAGAAAUUAGAGGGAGAGAACAGCAGCUGUUUUCUUACAGAUCAAACCAAGAGAUCUAUUCCAAGGGAUUGGAGAUAUGGCCACAGUAUCCCCACAAUCAGCACCAUCAACAAAACAUGGAGAAUUUCAUAUCCUUUGAAGUGGGGCCCAGCCGGAGGACCAACUUCAUGAUCAACGCCUCUAAUCACGACUUAGUGUCCAGAUCAGGGUUUGCGAUGAUGAGAGGAGGCGGCGGUGGUGGCGGCGGGAUGAAUUGUCAGGACUGUGGGAACCAAGCCAAGAAAGACUGUAGCCAUUUGAGAUGCAGAACUUGCUGCAAGAGCCGAGGGUUUCAGUGCCAAACCCAUGUCAAAAGUACUUGGGUUCCUGCUGCCAAGCGUCGCGAGCGUCAGCAACAACGACACCAAAUUAUGCAACAUCAUCAACAAUUACGACCAGAUCACCCCGAUCCAACCACCCCUAAGAGGCACCGUGAAAAUCAUCCACCCAAUGCCUCCACUUCUGGGUUAGAAGUGGCACACUUUCCACCCGAAUUCAAUUCUCCAGCCAUUUUUCGAUGUGUCAAAGUAAGCGCAAUCGAUAAUGUGGAAGAACAAUUAGCUUAUCAGACAGCUGUGAACAUCGGAGGGCAUAUGUUCAAAGGAAUUCUCUACGACCAAGGCCCUGAAACCACCGUCGCCGGAGAAGACGGGGGCCAAGGGCUGGAUCUCGUAAUCGGAGCAUCCAACGGAGGUGGGGGAAGAAUGAAUGAAUCACCCCAAUUUAUGGAGCCUCCAAUAUAUCCAAUCCCGAUCAACGCCUACACAACGGGUACGCAAUUUUUCCCUCCCUCGAGGACAUGACAAUUUCACUUCAAUGCUACCUCUACCUCUAGCUUUGAUCAUCUUCUCUUCCAAACUUGAUUGUGUUAAAAUUCAUCAACUUGAAAAAAAAAACACAAAAAACCAAGCUGAUGUUAUUUUAUUUAAUUCAUGUAUGAUGAUUGGAUUGGAUUCGACCCGAUUAGGGUAUUUGAUCAACUCGCAUAUAUAUCAUAAAUAUAUUAU
Molecule: messenger RNA, 1287 nt
Organism: Momordica charantia (bitter melon)
Lineage: Eukaryota; Viridiplantae; Streptophyta; Magnoliopsida; Cucurbitales; Cucurbitaceae
Source: RefSeq, a predicted model, not a curated record